GUCUUGGCCACGUUCAGCACAGCCCCGGGGUGACGCGCAUCUCGGACGAAGUGAAACUCGGUACUUUAACUAACGACAGCAUGGACAAAGAUUUAAACCAAUUCACAAACGUUUCUCUCACAUUUUGCGACUCGGUUUUUGUUUCUGCCUAACACUACCUACACAUCCACGAUUAUUUCGUAAAUACCCAUCGUUCCAUCACUGAUUGUCUCGAGCGCAUAGAUCGCAUAGACGUUAUUAUUUGACUGCCUCUAUUUGCGCAAGCAACGACAAGAAUCACCGCCGCAUAGCUUGAAUCGGCCACAAUGUGUCUAAUAUUCACUUGUGGUGAACACACCUUCCGCAAGGAAGUCGAAGGUUACGAGGGCAUCACAUGCCAAUGCCACAACUGCGGAAACUGGGCUGGACAUGUCAUCAAGAGCAACCCUUGGUUUACCUUCUGUUUUGUCCCCAUCCUCCCCCUUUCCAUCCACGGCUACCACGAUGUCAUGUGCAAUAUCUGCAACUUUGCGCAACCGUUAGAGAACCGACCGGAUGUCCAGGCCAUGAAACGUGGAGAAGGAGGAGGCAAUAUACCGAUGCAGAACCAACCUCCUCCUCCGCAACCACAAGGCGGACCGCCACCAGGAUGGGGACAAGGGCCACCGCAAAACCAGGCGCCCAUGAGAUAUGGCUAGGCGAAGGAAGUGCCUGAAGGCUGUGACCCACAACUUAAAACGACGGAAUUUCGUGUUUGGUGCUUGAUAGGGAUGGGCUACAAGAAGAAGACGGGUUUAUUGCAUUCACGACGUGGCAUGAGAAUUGGAGUUCAAGGGAUUUUGUGCUAUUAAGAUAUCCUGCUCAAGGCGUUUUGAGAUGAUUGGCGGAUGAGAUGACGAAUUGGCUUUCGGAUAUCAGAGCUUGUUUUAUGAGAGUGCAACGUAUAACAUACGUUGAUCUACUUUACUUGGACGGUUCUAUUGAAAUUGCUGACAAGCAAUAUUAUAAUUCUUCAACCAUCUUCGAUUCCCGUUUUAUUAAGUGAUACUAGCCAUCACUCUAAGGCUAUAGGUUAUUAACGGCAUUUUCUACGUAAUUCGUAACUAUAUUAUAUCCGCGCCUAAAAAACGGUGCCGGAUCGGGGGACUCGGGACCUCAGCAUUUUGAUGAAUAUUAAGCAG
Messenger RNA from Annulohypoxylon truncatum, 1160 nucleotides. RefSeq lists its product as uncharacterized. The record is from RefSeq and is a predicted model, not a curated record. Bases 306 to 677 code for a protein of 123 amino acids. The transcript has 2 exons. NCBI's taxonomy places the organism in Eukaryota, Fungi, Ascomycota, Sordariomycetes, Xylariales, Hypoxylaceae.